Molecule: messenger RNA, 4772 nt
Organism: Globicephala melas (long-finned pilot whale)
Lineage: Eukaryota; Metazoa; Chordata; Mammalia; Artiodactyla; Delphinidae
Source: RefSeq, a predicted model, not a curated record
GAGCAGAUCUGCGGCGUUGGGGUGGUGGGCCUGAGGUCUGAACCGAGGGGCCGGGAGGGGGUCGGCGCCGCUCUGGGAAGAGCGGGGAGUGAAACUAUGUAGCCUUUUAAGAAAAAUGAAGAAACAAGUCACAGAUUGGGAGAAGAUAUUUGCAACAUCUUUUGGUGUCCAGAUCUGUAAAGAACUACCAAUCAUAAGAAAAAGGCCAAGAACCCAUUAGAAGAGUGGUCAAAAGACAUGAUAAGUGACUUGGAGUCAAGAAGAUUUUCUGAGCAUAAUUUAUACAUUUAACCUGUAAAAAAAGUCAUCUUGGAAUUGGUGGGUUAUCUUUGAUCUUUCCCGAUGGCGUGUUAGGUCUGUAGUGUAGAGUAAUAUGUGUCAGGGAUGCUUUUUAGAAAUUGUUAGAUCAGGACUUUUAUGUGUUAGGUCAUUCUGAAAGUGGUCAUUUACUGCUUUUUCCUCUCUCGUCCCAGGAGACUCUUUUUGCCCCAUCUGAAGUCCAUAUGGCUCUGUAUGAUGAGGACCUCCUGAAAAAUCCCUUCUAUCUGGCUCUUCAAAAGUGGCGUCCUGACUUGUGCAACAAGGUGGCCCAAACCCGUGGCAUUGUGUUAGUACCCUGCAAAGGAAGCCUGUCAGGCAGUGUUCAGUCUACUUGUCAGUUUGAGUCCUAUAUUUUGAUCCCAGUGGAAGAACACUUUCAGACCUUAAAUGGAAAGGAUGUCUUUAUCCAAGGAAACAGGAUUAAACUAGGAGCUGGUUUCGCCUGUCUUCUCUCCGUGCCCAUUCUCUUUGAAGAAACUUUCUACAAUGAAAAAGAAGAAAGUUUCAGCAUACUGUGCAUAGCCCAUCCUUUGGAAAAGAGAGAGAGUUCAGAAGAGCCUUCAACACCCUCAGAUCCCUUUUCCCUGAAAACCAUCGAAGACGUGAGAGAGUUUUUGGGAAGACAUGCAGAGAGAUUUGACAGGAACAUCGCCUCUUUCCAGCGAACGUUCAGAGAGUGUGAAAGAAAGAGCCUCCGUCAUCACAUAGACUCCGUGAAUGCUCUCUACACCAGAUGCCUCCAGCAGCUGCUGAGGGACUCCCACCUGAAAGUGCUCGCCAAGCAGGAGGCCCAGAUGAACCUGAUGAAACAGGCCGUAGAGAUGUAUGUCCAGCAUGAUAUUUACGACCUGAUCUUUAAAUAUGUGGGGACCAUGGAGGCAAGUGAGGAUGCUGCCUUUAACAAAAUCACAAGGAGCCUUCAAGAUCUUCAGCAGAAGGAUAUUGGUGUGAAACCUGAGUUCAGCUUCAACAUACCUCGUGCCAAGAGGGAGCUGGCUCAGCUGAACAGGUGCACGUCCCCGCAGCAGAAGCUGGCUUGUUUGUGGAAGGUGGUGCAGCUGAUCACCCAGUCUCCCAGCCAGAGAGUUAACUUGGAGACCAUGUGCGCUGAUGAUCUGCUAUCAGUCCUGUUGUAUUUGCUUGUGAAAACAGAGAUCCCUAAUUGGAUGGCAAAUUUGAGUUACAUCAAGAACUUCAGAUUUAGCAGCUCAGCAAAAGAUGAACUGGGGUACUGCCUGACCUCAGUUGAGGCUGCAAUUGAAUAUAUUCGGCAGGGAAGCCUCUCCGUUAAGCCACUGGAGUCCGAGGGGUUUGGCGACAGACUGUUCCUUAAGCAGAGAAUGAGCUUGCUGUCUCAGCUGACCUCAACUCCCAUUGACUGCUUGUUUCAGCACAUCGCAUCAGGUAACCAGAAAGAAGUGGAAAGACUUCUGAGCCAGGAAGACCGAGAUAAAGAUGCCGUCCAAAAGAUGUGUCACCCUCUGUGCUUCUGUGAUGACUGUGAGAAACUCGUCUCAGGGAGGCUGAAUGACCCAUCCAUUGUCACUCCAUUCUCCAGAGACGACAGGGGUCAUACACCGCUCCAUGUGGCUGCCCUCUGCGGGCAGGCAUCCCUCAUCGACUUUCUGGUUUCCAAGGGCGCGGUGGUGAACGCUACAGACUACCAUGGCUCCACCCCGCUGCAUCUUGCGUGUCAGAAGGGCUGUCAGAGCGUGACGCUGCUGCUGCUGCACUACAAAGCCAGCACCGAAGUGCAAGACAACAACGGCAACACCCCUCUGCACCUGGCCUGCACCUACGGCCACGAAGACUGUGUGAAGGCUCUGGUCUACUAUGACGUGCAGUCCUGCAGACUAGAUAUUGGUAACGAGAAAGGAGACACUCCCCUGCACAUCGCUGCCCGCUGGGGUUACCAAAGCAUCAUAGAGACGUUGCUGCAGAACGGAGCGUCCACAGAGAUCCAGAACAGGCUGAAGGAAACGCCCCUCAAGUGUGCGUUAAACUCAAAGAUUCUGUCCAUGAUGGAAGCCCACCAUCCGUCCUUCGAGAGGGGGCAGAAGUCUUCAGAGGUGCCCGCGCGGCCCCCUCAGUGCCCCGUGGAUUCCGUCAGCCAGGGCUCCUGCGCUUCCAGCUUCUCCUCCGCGUCGCUGAGCUCCAGGCAAGAGGAGCCCAGAAAGUUCUACAGGGAGGUAGAAAAGCUUUUAAGAGCCAUUGCUGAUGGAGACCUAGAAAUGGUGCGUUACCUGUUGGAGUGGACAGAGGAGGACCCGGAUGAAGCGGAGGAUGCUGUCAGGGCGGUGGAUCUUGAAUUUUGUCACCCCUUGUGCCAGUGCCCCAAAUGUGCUCCAGCUCAAAAGAAGCUGGCAAAGAUUCCUGCCAGUGGGCUUGGUGUGAAUGUGACCAGCCAGGAUGGUUCCUCCCCACUUCACGUUGCUGCCCUGCAUGGUCGGGCGGACCUCCUUCUCCUCCUCGUGAAGCACGGUGCCAGUGUGGGGGCCAGAGACGCAGAGCAGGCCGUCCCACUCCACCUGGCCUGCCAGAAGGGCCACUUCCAGGUGGUGAAAUGUCUACUAGAUUCUAAUGCAAAACCCAAUAAAAAGGAUAUAAGUGGAAACACACCCCUCCUUUAUGCUUGUUCCAGAGGCCACCACGAAGUUGCGGCACUGUUGCUGCAGCAUGGGGCCUCCAUUAAUGCUUCUAACAAUAAGGGCAACACAGCACUGCACGAGGCUGUGAUAGAAAAGCACGUCUUCGUGGUGGAGCUGCUUCUGCUUCAUGGAGCAUCAGUUCAGGUCCUGAACAAGAGGCAGUGCACAGCUAUAGACUGUGCUGAACAGAAUUCAAAAAUAAUGGAAUUGCUUCAGGUAGUACCAAGCUGUGUGGCCACGUUAGAUGAUGUUGGAGAAACAGACCACAACGAGUACGUUACUGUCAAGAUCAGGAAAAAAUGGAACUCCAAAAUGUAUGAUCUACCAGAUGAACCUUUUACAAGACAGUUUUACUUUGUCCACUCAGUUGGUCAGUUUAAGGGAAGGACCUCAAGGGAGAUUAUGGCAAGAGAUAGAAGUGUCCCUAAUUUUGCUGAAGAUUCUUUGCAUGAGCCAGGGAGGCAAAGAGUCACUCGGAAGCAGAAUAACCUGCCAGACCAGAGCAGCUCUCAGACAGCUGACAAAGGAAACGAUGGUCAGCCGGAGAGGCCUGGACCGAGACAAACUGCUCCUGGACAAAGGCAAAUGCUCCGUAGACACAUAGUCAAUGAUGCGGUUGUACCCAAGGGCCCAGAGACUGCUGGCAACCUGACCGCUCCCAAGAGGCUAGCAUUUCCCAAUCUUAAUAGUAAUAAGGAAUUAUCUACUGCCAAGAAGUGAGUCCUCAACAAGAAGAUGCCAAGCCUGAGUACAGCUUAGAACUAAACAAACUUACUGUUUGUCUUGAGAGAAAAGCAGAAAGGUCCUGAAAGCUUUUCUGUGGCAGAUGGAAAGAAUGCAACAACAAAAAGCUAUCACCAUCUCUUUCCUCUUCAAAGCUAAUGGAUACACUUGAAAAGGAAUGGACAAAAGUUCCAGUAGUGUCCAGAUCCUUAAGACGCUUCUUCUUAUGUAUUAGGGUUCCUUGGUUACAGUGAGGUUUCAUCACCAGAUUCUGACCUCCUUCUACUGAAAGGUGCUAGACCUCUGGGAUGUGUAUAAACUUGCAAACCACAGCUAAAAGAAUUCCUCCCUCUGCGAUAAGCUGAAGAAAAGCAAUUUAGGUUUCAUGGUACCGUGGAGGCCGGGCGGAAAUGUUGCAUUGGAAUGAAGGAGAUAGGACCUGAAAAAUGUCCCUUUGCAAGCAACACUUGAACCCAAAGAUGCCUAAAUGCCAUUUUGAUGCUCAUUUUAGUUGAAAGGACACAUAUGGCAUGUUCUACACUAUGUAUGUGGGGAAAGUUGGGUAUAAUUUUUCUUCUAAAAAAUUAAGUACAGAUAAUUGAUCACUGCACUUAUACACCUGUAGCAGUGUCUCUGGGAAAAUCCCUUUCCAUUAAGAGCCUCCCUUAAAUGUCACACCUGAUGGAUGGUUCCUGAACUAGACAGUAGACUUGGCACACCUUUUCUUAGUCUUUUGAUUCAAAAGAUUCAAAACUUACAGCACAAACCAGGUCAAAGUUACCUUAAAUUAGAAUUUAUUACCAUUUAUUCCUUUUUAUAAAUUUCUAUAGCUUAUACUCAUUUUUUUGUUAUCAAUUGGUCUAGAGCUGCAAACAUGGGUUUGUCCAGAGUACAUUUUCAAACAACUUUGUAAUAGGAAAAUGGUUCUGUGCACGUUCUUGGAAACACUUGCGUAUGUACAGAAGGGAGGGGCUGAUUAUUUUUCUACAAAGUAAUUUAUGAUUUUUAAUUUUCUAAUGUGCCUUGGACAUGUGCCAAAUGAUGGAAAAGAAACAGUAAACUUUAUGAUUCUUGAGUGUG